This is a messenger RNA of Acanthamoeba castellanii str. Neff, 1497 nucleotides long. RefSeq lists its product as uncharacterized. Lineage: Eukaryota; Discosea; Longamoebia; Acanthamoebidae. The coding region runs from base 1 to 1497 and encodes 498 amino acids. The transcript has 12 exons. The record is from RefSeq and is a predicted model, not a curated record.
AUGACUCCGCCCGGCUCGCCCAACAAGCGAGUGCAGCAGAAGGACUUGGCGGUCCUGUGCCUCGCCUUCUUCACCCUCAUGAGUGCCUACAGCUCCAUCCAGAACCUGCAGAGCAGCGUGGUGCCGGGCAAGCUCGGGUACUGGAGCCUGGCCGCCGCCUAUGCCGGCUUCUGCUUCUGCUCGCUACUCGUCUCUUCCACCGCGACCGAGAUCCUCAAGCCCAAGUACACGCUGGUGUUGGGCUCGGCGGCCUACACUGCGCUCCUGGCGGCCAACAUCUACCCGCGAGCCUACACGCUCCUCCCCGCCGCCGCCAUCAACGGGAUCGGCGCCGGGCUCAUCUGGACAGCACAAGGCGCCUACCUGACCAACACGGCCGUGAACUAUGCCAAGGCCAUCGGCCAGCCCGUCCUCUCUGUAAUGGGGCUCUUCAACGGCAUUUUCAUCUGCAAUGUCCAGGUGCCCAACACCGUCAUCCACACACCCACACCCACACUGCGGCGCAUCAGGCGCCUGGGCCGAGUGGCGCUGAUGAGCCAACUCGUGGGAAACCUGCUGGGGAGUCUCAUCCUCCUGUUCGGCGGAGGAGACGCAGCCACGCGAAUCCUGUUCUACACCCUGCUUGCCAUCACCCUGGCCAGCGUGGUGAUGUUUCUGGGCCUGGGCAAAGAGCCGAGCGAAAGGGAGUUGGAGCGAGAGGGUCGCCUCCUUCUCAUCAACGACGAAGAAGGUGGGCAGGACGCCACCAGCGAGCCGUACGGCGGCCUGUCCUUCUACAAGAUCGGCAUCAAGAUCGUUCAGGUGUUUGUCCUGUUGCGCGACCCGAGGAUGUAUCUGCUCGUUCUGUCCAUGAUCUAUGUGGGGCUCGAGCAAGCAUUCACGGCCGCUGAUUUCACGUCAGAUGUGAUCAAGAAGACGAUGGGCAUGGAGUACAUCGGCAUCGUGCUCUGCGCCUUCGGGGGCGUGGGCGCGGUGGCUUCGUUCGUGGUGGGCAAGCUGUCCGACCGGCUGGGCAAGAUGAUCUUUGUGAUCGUGGGCUCUCUGGCGCACGGCACCUUCUUCGCCUUCUUCCUCUUCCUCCAGCUCUUCUCUUCCAUCGAGUGGCUCCACCAGCACUCCUAUGUGCUCUUCAUCAUGUCAGGCAUUCUGGGCCUGGGGGACGCCUGCUGGAACACCUUUGUGUCCGUCAUGAUGUCGAGCUUCUUCACCGACAAGACAGAGCCGGCCUUCUCCAACUUUCGGUUCUGGAUGGCUCUGGGCUUCGUGAUGAACUUCGUCUGGGGCUCCUUCCUGGUCGACCAGUACCACAUCAAGUGCAUCAUCCUGGUCAACGUCAUGGUGUUGGCUACCACCUGCGUGGUCAUCCUCAACUUCCUCGUUUCACCGCUCGACCGAGAUCCGCACGAGGUGACGACACUCGAGGAGAGGCCGACCAUCAUCAUCAGCAACAACAAGAACCACCACCCCCGGCCCAGGGUCAUCCACUUCAAGGAAUAG